This is a messenger RNA of Coturnix japonica (Japanese quail), 1998 nucleotides long. NCBI's taxonomy places the organism in Eukaryota, Metazoa, Chordata, Aves, Galliformes, Phasianidae. The record is from RefSeq and is a predicted model, not a curated record.
AAAUAUUUAAAAAAAGAAGAAGAAGAAGAAGGAAGUUGUGAGGAAAUUUUGCAGCGCUGCAGCACACCAGGCUUGUUGCCUCCAGAGAUGGAAGAACUGAUGAGAAAUAAGACAAGACACACAAUAGCACUUCAAGACACUGACUGCAUUUCUAGUUCCUUAUUCACAUGGUCAGGACCUGGAGUUCUUCCAAAGGCAUUGCCUAUACAUAAACACGGACAACAUUACUGUUGCAUACAUUAGGAACACCGGGAACAGCAGAGCAACCAGGAUGCUGCUCUGUCAAAUGUAAGCUCUGAUUGGAGAUUGUAGCAAUUCUGGGCUGCCUGUGAAUUUGCAACUAAUACUUCCUAAUAUCCAGAUUCUCAGUUCUGACCACUGGGCCUCAGGCCGAAAACAAUACUGAAGAAAGAAGAAUCAAAGGACAGACCCAUGGAGAGCUCAAACCUCUCAGCAGAUUCAGAAUGCGACUGCACACUGCAGAGAGGUCCUUUCCAACCCCAGGCUGACACCUCUUCAUGGUACUUUGGAAGUAGUGAUGUACCAGAACGUAAGCCUCUCCUGUCACUCAGACUCUGGAUCUCCUCCUAUCAGAUAUACACUAUUUAAACAAAGACAACAGGUAUCUGCUUUAAAUAGGACAGACUUGACUCCAGUUGUGUUUAACUUAACUAUCAAUUCUGCCAGUGAUCUGGGGGAAUACAAGUGCAAAGCUGAGAAUGAAAUCUCCAAUGGUGAAAAAUACAGCAGAAGUCUCAACUUUACACUUAAAGAGCCAGUUUCCAAACCAGUGCUGAGCUCACCCAGUUCCCAAGCAAAGAAAGGCCAAACUGUGACCUUGUCCUGCAUCUCAGAGAAAGGCUCUCUCCCUAUCACAUACACAUUCUUCAAAGGCAGACAGAGGAUCCAGCCCCCGGUGAAGAUGCAGACAAGGGAAGCAGCAGUGAUUUCUGUACUUAUCGAAUCCUCUAGUGACUUUGGAAUCUAUAGUUGCAAAGCUCAAAAUAGCUUUCGCAAUAAUACAAAAUACAGCAACAGUUUCAAUUUGACAUUAGCAGAAGAGAGAAGCAAUUCUCAACCCCUGAUCAUAUCCCUUGUACUGAUCUUACUACUGUUAGCAAUAGGAUUUGCUCUGGCAAUUCCAUUUUUCAUAAUUCCUUCAUAUAAAGCAAAAAAAUUUGCACCUACUACAUCCUCAACUGGCCAUAAUUCAACAGAGAGAGUAGAAGAGUCAGAAGACUAUGUCACAUACGCAGAGAUUGAGCCAAUUCAACCAGGAGAAGAAUAUGUCAACCUCUCUGUUAUUAGAAGAAGAGAUGAACAAGAGAACAGAGCAUGUGCUACAAUCUACUCAAAGGUCCUCAUCAGAGAUGGAGCACAAGCUGGACCACUCCAUUCUCCAGAGUAGAAUCGCUUAUCAAGACCAUGAAGAGAACACUCAUCUCAUCAUACCUGCAAAGAAAAGAUCACACCCAUGACUGCUUUUGAUGUAUGAAAUUUCAGAUACAUUAUGUACCGUAACCUGAGCGAAUUUAUUCCGGCUAUAAUGCACUACGUUCAGCGUCAAAACACUCAUUUUCUUAUGAACAUCCCUUGCUUUCCUGACUACAUUUCUUUAAAUUAUGUUUCUCCUUACUUUGUGUAAAGCUGCUCCAGAGAUGCCUGGGUGGUGUCAAGAUAACCCGGCCAGACAGCAAUUCUAUUUUCAGACAGUUCAUUGAACAAUCCUUGACAAACCUGUGUUUAUUUAAGAAAAAAAAGUAAAAAAGAACAAUUUUGAGAAUCUAGAAACAAAUCAAACUCUAUUACUUGCAAUAUUAGCAUUCCUCGUUGGUAUUAAUGCACUGGCUGAAAUGAUCUCAGAGUGGAAAGCAGUUUGGCAAUUAAAUCUCAAUUUUUAUCUAACAAACACAAGUUUCCUCCCUUCUGUGGAGACAGACUUAAGUAAAAAAAUAAAGAAUCUUAAAAUCUGAAGAUGCAAACCAUGAGUUAAGAUAA